AUGGAAAAUUUAUUACAAGUUGAAGUUAACGAUUUAACUGAGGAGGAUUCCGAUGAAAACAAAGAAUGUAACGGAGUGCACGAGACAACGGAUGACAGAAUGGAGUUUAAUGGAACACAAAAAUUUUCUAGACAUUCGUCAUUAUCAAAUAGGGAGUUAGACGUUAUCAAAGAGAGUUCUAGGAGUUCGAGUGAUACUGAAGUGACUUUAACCCGAUGA
Pieris macdunnoughi is the source of this 219-nucleotide messenger RNA. Lineage: Eukaryota; Metazoa; Arthropoda; Insecta; Lepidoptera; Pieridae. The record is from the annotation of a GenBank genome assembly.